UCAAUUGGGAAACAACACGUCGUUUCAAUUGUGCGAAGACGCCACGUAUUCCAAACACACGCGUGUCACACGAGAAAUUGGAGAAACAGAGAAACUGGUUCUCCGAUCAACGACUCCGAUCACCGAGAGAAAAUGGAAGUGAAAAUUGAAGAAUCUGAGAAAGCGAAGCAGAUAGUGGUUCUUCUGAUUGGUCCGCCAGGAAGCUGCAAAUCGACGUUUUGUGACACUGUAAUGCGUUCCUCUCACCGCCCUUGGUCUCGUAUCUGCCAGGACAUUAUUAACAAUGGGAAAGCUGGAACAAAGGCUCAGUGUUUAAAGAUGGCAACAGAAUCCCUUAGGGAAGGAAAGAGCGUCUUUAUAGACAGAUGCAAUCUUGACAGGGAGCAACGCUCGGAGUUUAUUAAGCUCGGUGGUCCUGGCAUUGAAGUUCAUGCAGUGGUUCUGGAGCUUUCUGCUCAGGUUUGUAUAUCUAGAUCAGUCAAAAGAACUGGUCAUGAAGGAAAUCUACAAGGGGGACGAGCUGCAGCUGUUGUGAAUAAGAUGCUUCAGAGUAAGGAACUUCCGAAGGUGAAUGAAGGGUUUUCUCGGAUUAUGUUUUGUUACAACGACGCGGAUGUUGAAAAUGCUAGUAACACAUACAACAAGCUUGGUCCAAUGGAUAAUCUUCCUUCUGGCUGUUUUGGCGAAAAAAAAUCAGACACUAAAAGCCAACCCGGUAUAAUGAAGUUCUUUAAGAAAGUCAAUGCUCUGCCUGGUUCAUCUUCUAAUGAAGCUGCUAACGCAACACAAAACGAUAAUGAAAAGACUAGAAAUGUUAGAGUUUCGCCAGCCAAGCUUGGUUCUGCUGAUAUUGUUCCUACACUGGCUUUCCCAUCCAUUUCGACUGCGGAUUUUCAGUUUGAUCUUGAAAAGGCAUCUGAUAUCAUUGUCGAGAAAGCAGAGGAAUUCUUGCCUAAACUUGGGACUGCACGUCUUGUCUUGGUAGACUUGAGCCAAGGGUCAAAGAUUCUGUCUCUGGUCAAAGCUAAGGCUGCUCAGAAGAACAUUGACUCAGCGAGAUUCUUCACAUUUGUCGGGGACAUAACUAAGCUUCGUUCCGAAGGUGGUCUACACUGCAAUGUUAUAGCUAAUGCUACUAACUGGCGGCUUAAACCUGGAGGUGGAGGUGUGAAUGCAGCAAUAUUCAAAGCUGCUGGUCCAGAUCUUGAGGCUGCGACAAGAGUACGAGCAAACACUCUUCUUCCUGGAAAAGCCGCGGUAGUUCCUCUUCCUUCUACUUGUCCAUUACACAAUGCAGAAGGAAUUACACAUGUCAUACAUGUUCUAGGACCAAACAUGAACCCAAACCGACCAGACAACCUUAACAACGACUACACCAAGGGGUGCAAAACUCUCCGGGAGGCUUACACAUCUCUAUUUGAAGGUUUUCUAUCAGUAGUACAGGAUCAAUCAAAGUUGCCUAAACGAAGCAAUCAAACAGCGUUGUCAGAUUCUGGUGAGGAUAUUAAGGAAGACUCUGAGAGAAACAAAAAGUACAAAGGAUCACAAGAUAAGGCCGUAACUAAUAAUUUGGAAUCAGGGUCUCUGGAGGAUACAAGAGACAGUGGAAAGAAGAUGAGUAAAGGGUGGAGCACAUGGGCAUUGGCUCUCCACAGCAUCGCGAUGCACCCAGAGAGACACGAGAAUGUCGUGCUAGAAUUUUCAGACAACAUCGUUGUGAUAAACGACCAGUACCCAAAGGCGCGGAAACACGUGCUAGUACUGGCGAGACAGGAGAGUCUAGAUGGGCUAGAAGAUGUUCGCAAAGAGAAUCUUCAACUUCUGCAGGAAAUGCACAAUGUUGGUCUGAAAUGGGUAGAUAGAUUCCAGAACGAGGAUGCAUCUCUUAUCUUCCGCCUUGGAUAUCACUCGGUUCCGUCGAUGCGACAACUACAUUUACACGUUAUAAGCCAAGACUUUGAUUCAGAUAGUUUGAAGAACAAGAAACACUGGAACUCUUUCACAUCCUCGUUCUUUCGUGACUCAGUUGAUGUACUUGAAGAGGUCAAGAGCCAAGGCAAGGCCAAUGUGGCGAGCGAAGAUCUGUUGAAAGGUGAGCUGCGUUGCAAUCGGUGUAGAAGCGCACACCCAAAUAUUCCCAAACUCAAAUCACAUGUUAGAAACUGUCGUUCUCAGUUUCCUGACCAUCUACUCCAAAACAAUCGCCUUGUGGCUCGACCAGUGAGGCAGUGACUUAGCUACGUAUAACGACUGGUUCUAUUUCGGUUAGAGAUUAUAUUUUUUGGUUUUAAGAAUUAUGAAAAUCUAAUUUGAACGGGUGAGAGAUGGAAAAAUCUCUACAAGACUUUUACCACGAUGCAUCGCCUAUUCUCAAUCGAAUUAGGUUUUUGUU
Molecule: messenger RNA, 2392 nt
Organism: Arabidopsis lyrata subsp. lyrata
Lineage: Eukaryota; Viridiplantae; Streptophyta; Magnoliopsida; Brassicales; Brassicaceae
Product: transcription factor bHLH140
Exons: 6
Coding region: 133-2232 (699 amino acids)
Biological process (GO): single strand break repair; double-strand break repair
Cellular component (GO): nucleus
Molecular function (GO): double-stranded RNA binding; single-strand break-containing DNA binding; mismatched DNA binding
Source: RefSeq, a predicted model, not a curated record